AUGUUGGUCGCAUUAGUACCAUUACUGUUAGCAUGCCUUCCUGUCAUUGAUGGAAACAGCUUUUGGUCAGAACAGCGUGCUAAAAGGGGGAUAGAAAGCCUCUUGGAAAACUACACUUUUACAAUUCGAGACGACUAUGUCGACGAAAACAUCACAGCCUACUUCGAAUUUGAAUUGAGAUAUAACGCAGCAAAGAAUGCUUUGCGAAAGAAUCUCGGCUAUACCGAUGCGAUGAAAACCAAUCGUUUGAUCAAUGAAGAGCUGGACAAAUUAAAGAAAUCGAAAAAUGAAACAAAGAAAUCAAAAGAGCCUAUAUCAAGCGAAGUUGUAUUAAAAGGUCGUCAAUCAAUUUUUAUGCCUUGUUUUACUCCACACACGAAUUACGUACAAAGCUGUGAUAGCGCUGGUUGCACAGGAGCUAAAGCAUUCGCCAGAACAGUCUGCUCCGAAUUCUUAACAUGCAUGAGGAAAACACACACUUCUUACUGGAUGUGCAAGCCAAAGAUUUGCUCGAAAUUCAAGAAAAUGCCGAAGCAUCCUCGCUGUUAUGAUUACCUCUUCAAAUGUGAUUAA
Messenger RNA from Cylicocyclus nassatus, 573 nucleotides. The record is from the annotation of a GenBank genome assembly. Lineage: Eukaryota; Metazoa; Nematoda; Chromadorea; Rhabditida; Strongylidae.